Messenger RNA from Wyeomyia smithii (pitcher-plant mosquito), 5150 nucleotides. RefSeq names its product stromal interaction molecule homolog (gene Stim). The coding region runs from base 1810 to 3702 and encodes 630 amino acids. The record is from RefSeq and is a predicted model, not a curated record. Gene Ontology annotation, cellular component: plasma membrane; endoplasmic reticulum. Gene Ontology annotation, molecular function: calcium ion binding; protein binding; calcium channel regulator activity. The transcript has 7 exons. NCBI's taxonomy places the organism in Eukaryota, Metazoa, Arthropoda, Insecta, Diptera, Culicidae. Gene Ontology annotation, biological process: activation of store-operated calcium channel activity; intracellular calcium ion homeostasis; store-operated calcium entry.
UUCUGCGGUUUUUUCUUUAUCAUCGCAUUUCGUCCAACUCACAACAGUGGCAGGGAAAUUGUGCGCGUUUCUACCCGGUUGGAUUUUACUGUGAAAAGUUAUUGUUUGUUGCUAUCUGUUAUCAUUUCGGAACAAGUAAGUGGCCAGUGUGUGAUGUUCUUCCGAAUGAGUUGGAAAAUGUGAUGAAAUUUUUUUUCUGGUUGACACUUUGAACUUUAAACCUAACCCCUGAAAGAGUUGUAGUGUCAAGCUAGAUUUGUGUCUGCCAGUGGAGGGUUCGAAAUAUACCGGAUGAUUCUUAUUGGAUUAUAUUACUAUUUUUUGGCUUCGCGUGGUGUGAAACAAAACACAAAACAACAUCAGCUGGCCGCGAUAGUUGGACGACGGUAGCGUGCAAGAGAAAGCGAUAAUCCGUGUGUCAAAAGGAACAACAGCCGCGCACGAGAGUGUGUGGGUGCGAAAAGUGACAGUUCACUGUGUGACUUUACACAACUGGCUUCCCGUUCGUUUUCGUUCCGUUUUUUUUUUCUCUUGUGCUUCUCACGUUAGUCGUCUGGCUGCUGCUUUGAACUUUGGAUGUUCAUCACACAAUUACUACUGCUGCGGGCGGAUAGUGCAAACCGUGCGCACACACCAGAGGAAAAAAGGUGGUUCAAAUAUUUAGCUAUUUAAUUGCCUUGUCUGAUGACUGAUGACGAAUGCGCGAGUGAGACUACAGUGAAUGACGACGGGCGCUGGCAAUUGUGUGCAGUGAAAUUGUUUGUUAUACCUCCGAAGUGCACCAUCAUCCACACACGGAUUCACACGGUCGCUAGGAAGCAACGUGUGACAGAGAGCGGGGUACGUGAACGUGAAAAGUCGUUCAUUUCGGUCGUAAGAUUUUGCGGUCAAAAGCCUGGAAUAUUGCGACGUGUUGAACCGUGGCUCCACUUCGAUAGAUCAUUAGUUCGAGACGUCGGGGUCUUCAAUCGAUUGCAGUGUACGGGCACGGGUGAACUGACGUGUUCGAUCGGUUGUGGCGUGUGAGGCGGCGAGAAAAGAAACGAACCAGAAAAAAAACCCUUUCGAGUUCGUCGUCGUCGUUGUCGCACAUUUGCUGGAAAAGAGCACACUUCCCUGCGAACCCUGCAACCUGGCAGCUGUCCGCGGAGUUACGUAUCAAGUUUUGGAUGGAAAAUCUUAUUUUUAAGUGUCACUUCCUGUGCUGGUUGGUAUUUUUUAUUGUGUCAUUUUCGCGUGAAUAGAUUACCUGUGUGUGUGCGCGCCGCCGCGGGUGCAAGUGAGUGGAAAAAUUAAGAUCAUUUACUGUGAAGGAAAAAUAAGAAAAUAAAAAUUUCAGUGUGACCACAAAGGUAUGUGAAAAGAUCUCUUCUUUUCAUUUUUUUGGAGGCGGAAUUAAUUUGACGAAAAAAAAGGUGUGCGACAGCAAGCGCUCUGAAAGUGGUUGGCUUCCGAGCUGCGCGACACAGGGUGAAGGUCGUUCAAAGGCGUCUAGUAGAGUGCCUAGAAGGGGAGAGAAGCUGAGUUGAGCCUACAGCAGCUCUGGAAACGACGAUCGACAGAUUAACAAUAAUAUCGAAAACGGCAAACAACAACGACAGCAGCAACGGUAACGAGUGACCGAGAGCGAGAGGAAAUCCGGAAGUGUGCUGUACAACAUACACAGGUUGUGUGAUACUUGUUCAAGAUCAAUGCCAAAAGAAAAGCAAUAACAACAUCAACAACAACACCAACAAUAACAGUAUCAACAGCGGGAGCCGACAUUGACCAAAACAAGCAUUCGAAUCGCGCAAUAAUGAGGCAUAUCCGAUGAUAGUGCAACCGCCUUCCUUUGUUGCUUUCCAGUUUUUCGCCAUCCGGUUCUUCCAGCUGUUGUCGGGAAGCCUAAAUUUUUAUUGUACGGUAAAGCGGGACAAACGAGGAGCGGACAUGUUGUUGAAGUUACCUGCUUCUAGGAGCUGCCGCUGCUGGCUGCACGUAACUUUGGUGCUAGCGCUGCUCACCUCAUCAUCGAUCGUGCUUGUGUCGUGCUCCGAACGUGAGACGACGUCGUCGCAAAGCGAUGACAUACAGCAGCAACAGCAGUCUAACUCAAGGCAAGUACAGGUACAGCAACAUCAGCAUCAGCUGCAAAAAGUCCCCGUCGUUCAUCAGCACGAUCGAGGUGGUGGUAGUGGUGCUGGCAGUGAACCACCUCGAACCGAUCAAGCGCACCACGGUUCUCAGCAACACCAACAACAACACCCAGCAUCAAAAGCCGCUUCCGGUCAGCAGUCUUCCAGCAGUCGAAUGCUAGAAACGCGCAACUCGUACGCCGUUCUAAGCCAGGCGAUGUCACAAGCGGUCCACCACGAAUUCGGCACCUACGGCAGCGGAUCGGCGGACGGGGCCUGCGCGGCCGACGAUAUAGACUGCAUCGCCCAUCACGACCAUCUGGGAAUGGAGGCGAUCCGGUCGCUACACCGGCAGCUGGAUGACGAUGACAACGGUGACAUCGAUCUGAGCGAGUCGGAUGAUUUCCUGCGGGAGGAGCUCAAGUACGACUCAGGUUACGAGAAGCGGCACAAGGCGUUCCACUUCAACGACGACAUGCACAUUUCGGUGAAGGAACUGUGGGAGGCGUGGCUCCGCUCGGAGGUGCACAAUUGGACGGUCGAUCAGACGACGGAGUGGCUGGCGCAGAGCGUUCAGCUGCCCCAAUACGUGCACUUGUUCCGGUUGCAUAAAGUAACCGGAAAGGUACUGCCCCGGUUGGCCGUUAACAAUAUGCACUAUGUGAGCAACGUGCUCGGGAUCAAGGAUCCGAUCCACAAGCAGAAGAUUGCGCUGAAAGCGAUGGACGCGGUGCUGUUUGGACCACCGAGAGAAACUGGCACCCGAUGGAAGGAUUUGUUGCUGGUGACCCUUCUGCUGACUGCCAUCAUUGGCAGCUGGUAUGCCUAUCAGCAGAAUAAGAACGCCAAAAUACACCUCAAGAGGAUGGCGAAGGACGUCGAGGGACUGCUGAAGGCAGAAGUGGCUCUCAAGGAUAUGCAGAAGGAAUUAGAGCGUGCCCGGCUGGAGCAGGAGAACGUGGGCAAGGAGAAGCAGGAUCUCGAGCGACGCCUUCGCGAGGCACCGUCUCUGACGUCUUCCAACUCGGACCUGGAGCUGCAGCAGCUGAAGCAGGAAAUCGAAAUGCUGCGCUCGGAACUAUCACGAGCGGAAGUCGAAAUAAACGACCACUGCUGGACGCCUCCGCAGGGCCUUCAAAGCUGGCUACAGCUAACGUUCGAGCUGGAGAACAAACAUCACAUCCGGAAGCGGGGCAUGGCGGAGAAGCAGCUGAUGUCGGCCAGGGAAGCCUGCGAGAAGCUGAAGAAAAAGCGAUCCAGUCUGGUGGGGGCGUUCGUAUCUACGCACGGUAAAAGCAUCGACGACGUCGAUCGCAGUAUCGUGGAAGCCCGCAACGCACUGAACGAUGUGACCAACGAUCUGCAGGAACGCAUGUAUCGGUGGAAACAGAUCGAACAGUUGCUGGGGUUUAAUAUAGUCAAUAACAAUGGGCUGGCCUAUCUGGAGAAUCAGCUCUACAGCAGGAAUGGCGUUGGCAGUAAGAGCUAUCGAUCGCGCCUAUCAAGCAGCCAGGAUGACCUCGAUGACGACUCCGUGCAAGGUAAGCUACUCAGCUUUGACAACUUUUCUGUCUUUUCAUCGGAGUAGUAACUCUAGCUUAUUACUUUCUAUGAACCGUGUUUUCGGUUUCUUUCGGGUUUUUCUCUCUGUUUGUUGUAUAUUUACUGGUGCGUUUAUUUGCAAUAAUGCAAAUAAACAAAUAAAUUGAAACACACACAAAAACCAUCGAUACGAUGAACGAGUCUUCCCCAGCGAAAGAGAGCACAUCGAUGCCACCUUCUCCCGUUGCGGCCACUCGCCUCGGGGGGUAGGAAUUUGGCAUCCCAACACGUAGGCUGCACCCCCCAGUGUUAGGCUAGUUGUAUAAUAGAUCUGCACACGAAUAGCAUCACAUUUGUGCGAUAGAAAUGGAAGACCCCUAGAAUAAGACGGUAAAUUGUAUCAUAGAGUAUGUCGAUAGAUAAUCCCCCAGAAGAGCAGGGAUAAAGUCUGCUGAUUUUUUCUUGUAGUCUGAUCAAAUUAUUGCUUUAUUACCUCUCAUGCAUUCUCUCACUCAUGUUUUUUUUUUCCUUGAAAUAUGUAUGCUUCAUUAUAAAGAAUAAUGCUUAAUUCUAGAUUGACAAAUGAAAACGAUACAUAACAGCCAAGUAUAGAACAUCCUGUGCAAUCUUACUUAUACGGUAAUUUUCAUCCAUGAAACCUCCUUCAUCCUUCCUAGAAUCCUUUCAACAAAUGAUUAGUUGAACAAGCGAAACAAACCUGUAAGAAGCAAGCAAAAGGCAGCAUCAUUAACCGAGACUAACGCCGAAUAGAAUAAAAAUAAAAUAAAGUAUCUUGAGGUUCGGCCAACAAGUAGCUGCGCUUUAAAGAAAAAAAAAAUCCUCUCAUUGUACCCAUUCGACAGUCGGAAACGACUGGCGCGUACUAAAAUGUUACGCAUAAAAACAAGCUUCAUGAGUAAAAAGAAAAAAGCUUACCUCCUCCGCUCAGCAUCCAACAACUUAACUGAUAAGCGACAGAAAAAAGUUGAGCUUAAACUGUUUACUACUUAAGAUCUUAAGGCUCCCUUAGAGUGUAAGGUAAAACUGUUCUAUUUACUAUUGUCUUAACGAUUAUGUUUACUGUAUUUUAAUUUUUAGUUUUGUGUUUUUUAGUUAUUUAUUUUUUCUCCGAUUAAAGCUACAUUUUCUCUUACAUUGAAAACCUGCUUGUUUGUUUUCAUCAUGUUGUCUGCCACACUCACACAGCAACUAGUGCCUCCCACAGAAUAAGUUGGUCGAACUCCGUGUUUCGCUUGGCAUUUUUUUUUUCAUUUCAUUUUCGAACGGAAAACCCCCGAUUUGUGAUUGAAAAUUGUUUGAUUGGUAACUCUAAAACAUAACACCACACCACGAAAGAUGGUUCAUUUUUGCUAAUCUCUUGUUUGUUCAAAACAAAAACGUGUCCCUCAUUGGUUAACUCUGCUGGACAACUCGAAUCCGCGUCCCUUUCGUCUUUCUUCGUUGUUUUGUGAUAAUAAAACAAUUCAAACAAAA